AUGGUUGAAUUAAAAGGACCUGGUUACACAACUAGUUACAACAACUUCUUGAUUAUCAUUCCAGCUAUCAUUAUUAUUACUCUUAUUGGUUUUGUUGCUUAUCGUUUGGUCGAUAGUUUCAACUCGAAGAAGAAACAAAAAGAAGAAAAAGCUCGAUUGAAACAAAAGAAACUUGAUCGACAAGCAUCUCCUCAAACAUCACCUAGAAAGAAUAAACAAAAAUGA
Messenger RNA from Adineta ricciae, 225 nucleotides. The record is from the annotation of a GenBank genome assembly. NCBI's taxonomy places the organism in Eukaryota, Metazoa, Rotifera, Eurotatoria, Adinetida, Adinetidae.